Molecule: messenger RNA, 2761 nt
Organism: Lytechinus pictus (painted urchin)
Lineage: Eukaryota; Metazoa; Echinodermata; Echinoidea; Temnopleuroida; Toxopneustidae
Product: lithostathine-1-beta-like
Exons: 2
Coding region: 78-578 (166 amino acids)
Biological process (GO): biological process involved in interspecies interaction between organisms
Cellular component (GO): external side of plasma membrane
Molecular function (GO): carbohydrate binding
Source: RefSeq, a predicted model, not a curated record
CUGACCCGGUCCUCUCCUGCACGCAGCAUUGGAAAAAACCUUUUGCAGGCUAGGGGAUAUAUUUUAUAGAAAUCAAAAUGUAUGGUUUUGUGGUUCUCGUCAUAUCGUCUUUGCUGGUGGGAUUUGCCAAAUGCCAGUGUCCUAGCCCAUGGGAGUUUAACCCCCUGUACCCAGGUUACUGCUAUUAUUACAACUUCUUUCCAGUGAGUUGGAGUUUCGCUGACCAAAUCUGUCAGUUUCUGGAAGGAGGCGAUCUGGUGUCCAUUGAUGACAGCCAGGAAGGAAUGGCGAUAUAUGAAUACUGGGGAACGAUAACGACUAAUCCAUCUCUGGGUUACUGGAUCGGAUUGACGGAUAUCCAUGGAACCGGCUUGGGAAGAACCAAAUGGACCGACUGGACGAGCAUCAAAGGGAGGACAAACUGGCAAGGAGGUGCAUGGCCAAACGAUACCAAUGCAAACUGUGCCUAUGUCACCAAUGAGGGCGCUAGUGAUGACGAACGCCGACAAUGGAAAGCGGCAUCGUGCGAAAGUGUUCUGAAACCGGCAAUUUGUGAAAGAAAAUUGGUUAUAAAUUAGAUGAUAAUAAUAAUAACAAUAAUAAUACAUUAAAUUUGUAUAGCGUACUUUCAAUAUUGAUUAGAUGCUCAGGGCGCUUCAGAGCAGAACAACAACAAAAGCUAUACACAUGUCUGAACAAUAUUAAAGUCAAUGUCUAUCAAAAAGCACUCUUAAAACAGGGAUGAUUUCAGGUUGCCCUUGAAGGUGGUCACUGAAGUAUGAGUUUUCAAACUCUGUGGAAGUGAAUUCCAAUGAUUCCAUGAUUUCUUAGCAACUGGAAUUUGUAAGAGAUUAUAUGAUGAGGAUCGUAAGGUUCUUGAGCGUUGGUAAUUGCGCAUCAAAUAUAAUGUAGCUAUGCGGAUUACCUUUUCUUUUUAUUGGUUUUGAAAUGAAAAACCUAAUCAUUUAAUUUCGAUGUGUUUGUUGUAGCUUGCAGGGGGGAUUGCGUACAGGUGCCAAUGCUCUUGAAAUAAAAAUCAUUUAAACGUACAAUGAGAAGGGGGGGGGGGGGGUCUGGGUUAAUUAUGGGUCGGCUGGCCUAUGUUCGAUUUGGAAACCUUUAAAGACAAUAGAUGAACAACCUACAAACAUCUUCAAUGACAUCGUAGCCAACACUCACAAACACAAACAUGGUGUUAAAACUGACACCAACUGGUGUUAAUAGAGGACCACACCCUGAGGUGUUAAAAUAACACCAUAGAGAUUGAACAUAACACCAAAGAGUGUAAAUAUAACAACCAUAGGUGUUGUAAUAACACCUAUAGGUGUAAAACUAACACCAUCAAUUUAACACCGGUGUAAAGUAAUUGGUGUGGUCCUCUAUGUACACCGGUUAACACCACAAUUUUUGAUGUGAAUUGGAUCUGAUGAUGCGACGUGUUGUUGAUGAUUUGGUUGUUCAUUUACAGUUUAUGUUUUUUUUUUUUUUUUACCUCUUGAAAAUGCAUCUUAUCACUUUUGAUGUAUGCUUCGUGGUAAAUAUUAUCUGCAAAAGAGUCUUGGGUACACGUAAUUAUGCUACGUGUAUAUGGAUAUCUUUUUCGCCAAUACACGAAAUAGUCAAACUGAUGAUAUUGUAUAUUUCAAAGUGAUUUAAUAAUCAAAUGAAGUUGACCAUGUUGACUGAAAGAUAAACAUCGAUAUGAGAUAAAGCUUAUAUAUUGUAAUUAUAUUUUUCAAAGUACACUGAAAUAAUCAAUGGACAGAAUCACACAAAAAUCGUACUGAUGUCUGAAAUUUAAAAUUACUGUAUAUGAAAUUAAAAUAAUAUAGUAGGUGAUACUGCGGGAAAUGCACUAAAGAGCUUAUAUCAUAUUUCCAAAAUUAUAGUAAAUGUGCCUUUCUAUAAGUUUCCUGGUUAAGAAAAUAUUAGUAUGAAGGCCAAUUGAGAAAUAAAGAUAAAUAAGCAAUUCGUUUCAUUGGAUUUCUUAUUCACUGUACAUGUAUUGUAACAGAUUAUUGAUUUGUGAAUAUAAUUGCAGUUACCUGCAAAAGGUCGAUGCAAAGAUAUGAAUUUGAUAUUUGUUUCCAGAUAAGGUGAAGAGUAGCAUUUCCAGGUGAGCAGUUUUCGGUGCAUCUUCGUUAUAAUUUGCAGGUACAUGUACAUAUAUUAUAACAGUUAUAUUUAGCCACGACAAUUUUACAUGAUGGUUGCAAUGUAAUAAAAUCGUAUUUAAUAUCUACGUUGUCUUUACCAUCUACUGUACACUAAAAAUAUAAAAUGAAACGAACAAUGGCUUACUAAGGUUUAAUAAGCAUUUUUACUAACCAUAUUUGAUUAAUAAUGUUUCAUGGAUCUAGAAAAAUUAUAAUAACAAGGCUUUAAUUGCGUUAAAAGUUUUCUAAUAUUUGCUUUAUUGUAAAUAUUAUCAAUAUUCUCUGAAAAAAAAUAUAUUCCUAUGCGAUUGUCACUGUCAUGAUCAUGCACGUCGUCAGACCUAAAAUGAUAUAUCAAUAUGGUUUUCUGGAUAGCUUGUAGAGAAAUAGGUUCUGUAUAUUCAAGGAAAAAUGGCAUCAAUCAUAAUUGAAUGAUCUAUAAAGAAAAUAUAACAUGUACAUCUAUCUAAACAAGUAUCUUUUUUUGUACCUCAACAUCAUUUUUCAGUUUUCAAAAUAAAUAACUCUUAUCCAUAUGAAGCAUUACGUAAAUAAAUCCCUUAAACACCUAAAAACGAUAGGUAUGAAUAAAUCCAAGGAUAAAU